AUGGCCUCUGCAGAAGAGAGCCCUUUACUGGUGCCCACCACGCAUGAAGUUAUUUAUAACAGAUUCGCGCCAGAUCAAAAGAGGUGGAUUGUGUUUCACGUGUCUUUUGCAGGUUUGUUGGCUAUGUUUGUCCAAGUGACGUUCGUGCCUUCCAUCCCUCAGAUAGCUAAAGAUCUCGACUCAACACAUGCUGACGUUAGCUUGGCUUUGAGCCUAUCGGUCUUUGCUAAUGCCAUCGGAGCGUUAUGUUGGUCUGCUUAUUCGUCUUUCUACGGACGCCGAUCGAUAUAUCUGUGGGGAAUGCCGUUUCUAUGUGUUGGGAGCUGUGGUGUUGCGUUGUCGACUUCGUUGCAGAGUCUGUUAUUCUGGCGAUUCGUGCAGAUGUUUGGAUGCGCUGGGGCGUUGUCGUUGGGGUCAGGUGUAAUUGGCGACAUUUAUAAACUGGAGGAAAGGGGGACCGCUAUUGGGAUAUUCUUUAGUAUGCUUUUCAUAUAUCUUUCGUUUCCUGAGACGAGUCAUCCCGGCACAUUGGGUAUUGAUAAAUUGCCGUCCAGGAGACGGAUUCAUAUCAAAUGGAUUAAUCCUCUCAGCAGUCUUUGGUUGCUUCGCAGUCCAAACCUAUUUGCGGUUUACAUUCUCACAUCAAACCAUGUAGUUCUCCUCGUACCGAUAGCGAAUACUAUUGGCGUCCGGUAUGGAAUCACAAACGAUGCCAUCAUCGGGGCAUUUUUCCUCCCAAACGGACUGGGAUGCUUCGGCGGAACUCUGGUUGGUGGCCGCCUGUCGGACAUUGUAGUCAGAAGAUGGCGGGAGAAGCGCAGAGGAGCGUAUUGUCCCGAAGACCGCUUGAGAGCGACCUGGAUUGGAGGGCUGCUCAUUGUCCCAUUGUCUAUUGGGGCAUCGGGGCUGAUCACGACGUAUAUUGGGGGCCCGAUUGGCCUUGCGCUGAAUAUAUUAUGCCUCUAUGCGAAUGGAGUGGGGGUCGAGUUAGUGUUGAAUCCUGUUAAUUCUUAUAAUGUGGACAUAGGGCAUUCUCGAAGCGCAGAGGCCACAGCUGCUUGCAUGGCGGGCUGGUCGCUCAUUAUGUCUUUCGCGAUUGCUCUUAUCAUUCCAACGAUCGAGUGCAUAGGUGUUGCGUGGAUGGACAUCAUUGCGGCUGUCCUUGCAGUCAUUGGACAAGGGAUCAUUUUCUUGACGAUUCGUUAUGGUGAUGGCAUGAGGGCGAGUAUAGAUGUUGGUUUCUCGACCGUGGAGAAUAAUUAA
This is a messenger RNA of Suillus fuscotomentosus, 1263 nucleotides long. Its product is annotated as major facilitator superfamily domain-containing protein. Gene Ontology annotation, biological process: transmembrane transport. The record is from RefSeq and is a predicted model, not a curated record. The transcript is spliced from 11 exons. Gene Ontology annotation, molecular function: transmembrane transporter activity. NCBI's taxonomy places the organism in Eukaryota, Fungi, Basidiomycota, Agaricomycetes, Boletales, Suillaceae. Bases 1 to 1263 code for a protein of 420 amino acids.